This is a messenger RNA of Sebastes umbrosus (honeycomb rockfish), 2895 nucleotides long. RefSeq names its product high-affinity choline transporter 1-like. The record is from RefSeq and is a predicted model, not a curated record. Lineage: Eukaryota; Metazoa; Chordata; Actinopteri; Perciformes; Sebastidae. Bases 198 to 1862 code for a protein of 554 amino acids. Gene Ontology annotation, biological process: choline transport; acetylcholine biosynthetic process; transmembrane transport. Gene Ontology annotation, molecular function: choline:sodium symporter activity. Gene Ontology annotation, cellular component: plasma membrane. The transcript is spliced from 9 exons.
GUAUAAAGUCUCUACCCUUAGCUUACUGGGCAGAAAGGUGUGGAUACUGUGUGUAGCAACAACAACCACAGUUUUUAUGAAACUUAAGUUUAGAUUAAUAUCUUCAAUUUGGAACCUGAGUGAUGUUUUCUUUAACAAAAGAUUCUUCUACAGUGUGAUGUGUGUAGAGCUGUGUGUAAAGCCCCCUGAGGUCCAGUAUGGCUGUCAGUAUCCCAGGGGUAAUAGCGAUGGUGUUUUUCUACCUGCUGAUCCUUGGAGUCGGCAUCUGGGCUUCUUUCAAGUCCAAGAAGGAAAGGAACAAAUCUCCGGGGGACAGUAUGGAGAUGGCCCUGCUGGGAAACCGAAGCAUCAAUAAAGUUGUGGGGAUCUUCACCACGGCAGCUACGUGGAUUGGAGGAGGCUUCAUUGUUGGAUUGGCAGAAAUGGUGUACAACCCCUCCAUGGGCCUAAUCUGGGCUUCCAGCUACAUUAUAGGAGAAGUAAUGUCUUUGAUUAUUGGUGGUCUUUUCUUUGCUGGGCCGAUGAGAGAAACAAAAUACGUGACCAUGAUGGAUCCUUUCCAGAUCAAGUAUGGAAAAGUACCAAUGGCUGUUUUUUCUCUGGCCACACUGGUGACUAACAUUUUGUGGGUGACUUCAACACUGAUUGGUUUAGGUGCAACCAUGACUGUGAUUCUGGAUUUACCAUUCGCCAUAUGCAUCUGGAUCUCUGCUGCUGUGGCUAUUAUCUACACACUAAUGGGCGGUCUCUACUCUGUGGCCUACACAGAUGUCGUACAGCUUGCCAUCAUGUUUAUCAGCUUGUGGUUUUGUGUCCCCUUUGUCCUGAUGAGCCCGUUCUCCUUGGACAUCACUCAGACAGCCCUGAACAACACUUUACAGGCUCCCUGGAUGGGUACACUAGAAUGGGACAAAGCGUGGAGAUGGGUUGACACUGUGUUUCUUUUGACUCUGGGUUGCCUGGGCUAUCAGGAGUUCCAUCAGAGGACUUUGUCUGCCUGUUCCUCAGCCGCAGCUAAGAUCAACUGUUUUGUUGCUGCUGCAAUUAUUCUUAUUUUUGCAAUUCCUCCUGUCCUGAUUGGAGCAGUGGCUGCAUCAACAGACUGGAACCUUACUUCUUAUGGUUCUCCAUCUCCAUUUGAACGUGGGGAGGCAACAUUUGUAAUGCCCAUUACCUUGCACCACCUCACUCCAACCUAUGUCUCCAUCAUCGGUAUCGGAUGUAUCGCUGCUGCCGUGAUGUCAUCGACUGAUUCUGCCUUGCUGGCUGCAGCUUCCAUCUUCACCUCCAACAUCUAUAAGAGCAUCCUGCGGACCCAGGCAUCAGAGAGAGAGAUCCAGUGGGUGAUUCGUGGCUGUGUGGUGGUAGCAGGCUUGGUCAGCACAUCACUCACCAAUGUCCAAACCAGCAUUCCAGUGUUAUGGUUUCUUAGCACACUGAUAACCUACGUUGUUAUUUUCCCUCAACUGGUCUGUGUUCUCUUCUUCAACAUCUCCAACGGCUAUGGGGCUGUUACGGGCUGGCUGGUGGGGUUGCUGUUUAGACUGUUGUGUGGAGAGCCGUUGAUUGGUCUACCGCCCAUCCUCCAUUUGCCAGGAUGCACCCUUGAAGAUGGUGUUUAUGUCCAACACUCUCCAGUGAAUACCAUCUCCAUGUUGGUCGUCUUCAGUGCCACCCUCUUGUUCUCCUACCUGUUUUCUCUGCUGAUCCACAAAAACCUGCUUCCUGAGAAGUGGGAUGCGUUGAACAUGAAAGCCCAACAGUUGCCAAAACGACAAACACCAACACACAGUGACAAAAGCAACCAUGAAGACAUGUGUGACAAUGAAAUUUCAGAGCCUAUGAUGAGCACAGUGUGUUAAAUUAUGAAAUAUCUGCCCUUAGGUUACUGGGCAGAGUGGUGCACAUACUAUGUGUGUGUGUGUUUGUGUGUGUGUGUUUCACCGUAACCCAAACUACAAUUACAUGAAGAGGAGACACCACAUUUCCAAAAUAUCUAUCUAUUCUCUUCUUUUUAUAAUUAUGAUGGAUAGAGAGCUGUCUCAUGCCACUAUUAAAGUGUAUGUAGCAUCCAUUUCUUCCGGCCAUGAGGGUUUUGGCGAGAGACCAGUUCAUGGCCAUAACUUUUACUAAGAUAUUCUCCGAGAUAUCAUUUCUUACUGCAAAUACAAUAUAAUGUGAAUUCACCUGUUGUGUCAAAGAUCCCCACAACUCUACUGAUGCUUUGGUUUCCCAGCAGGGCCAUCUCCAUACUGUUACCCGGAGAUUUGUUCCUUUCCUUUUUGGACUUGAAAGAAACCCAGAUACUGACUACAAAGAUCAGCAGGUAGAAAAACACCAUCGCUAUUACUCCCGGGAUGCUGACAGCCAUACUGAAGCUGAUGGUAGCUUGACAGUGUAAAUUGGUUGGUUUACAGAGUAAAAUAACAAUACCAAUACCAUUUUAGCAAGAAAUUCAAAGAUUAACUAUUUUUAAAUCCAUCUACUUAUCGGAAACUGUCAAGAAAGUGACCUUAUACACAAUCGGUAUGAGUUAUGUAUAUAUUUAUGUAAGAUCAUCUGGUAAAUAUAACUGAGUUGCUGUGGUGUAACCAGAAAUUUUGGAUGAAUAGACAAUAUGUUAUAAACACAUGGAAAAGUAAGACUGUGUAUUUCUGGUGACAAAAAUGACCAAGAGGUCAGUAAUUAUACAAUGGAAAAGUACUGAGGAGCAAAAGAUGAUAACAAUGCAGGGUGAGAAAACAUUGUUCUACCAAACCUUUGAGCUUUAUGAACCUGUAUUACUUUCUAUUCAUGUCACUUAAAAUAUUCAGAUGAAAUAUUCAAUGAAUCAUUUGUCAAUGGCGACUUCUCGUGACUAAAAAUGCUGUGCAGAAUGGUCCAGCGUAGCCUACA